Molecule: messenger RNA, 468 nt
Organism: Staurois parvus
Lineage: Eukaryota; Metazoa; Chordata; Amphibia; Anura; Ranidae
Source: the annotation of a GenBank genome assembly
UUAUACACACCUCCUGGACCCUGCAUUCACUAUAUCUGGUCUCCCCAGACCCUGCAUUUACUAUAUCUGGUCUCCCCGGACCCUGCAUUCACUAUAUUUGGUCUCUCUAGACCCUGCAUUCACUAUAUCUGGUCUCCCCGGACCCUGCAUUCACCAUAUCUGGUCUCCCAGGACCCUGCACUCACCAUAUCUGGUCUCCCCAGACCCUGCAUUCACUAUAUCUGGUCUCCCCGGACCCUGCAUUCACUAUAUCUGGUCUCCCCGGACCCUGCAUUCACUAUAUCUGGUCUCCCCGGACCCUGCAAUCACUAUAUCUGGUCUCCCCGGACCCUGCAUUUACUAUAUCUGGUCUCCUCGGACGCUGCAUUCACUAUAUCUGGUCUCCUCGGACCCUGCACUCACUAUAUCUGGUCUCCCAGGACCCUGCAUUCACUAUAUUUGAUCUCUCCAGACCCUGCAUUCACUAUA